UGUGUGUGGCUGAUCCUGGCUGAGCGCUGCUCGUCCUGCGGGCGGAGUUUGUCUUCACACCGAGACAAAGACAAAGUGAUGGACGGGUGAAGCCGUACUGUACGGGAUUGUGGAUGUUUUCGACACUGAGCUGCAAAACCAUCGGAUCUUGACCAGACAAGAGGACCACCUGCUGUUCCCAGUUGUUGUUUUUUUUUUUUUACAUCUCUGGCAUCAGCAGGACACUUUUUUUUUCCCCAUUAGCAGAAGACAUUGGCCGCCUGGAUGAGCUGUUUUUUUUUUUCUUCCUCAGUGGAACAGCUUCAUUUCUCAUCAUUAAUGUUCCUGACGUUAAACUCCAUUUCCCAAUAAAACUCCUGUAAAAUGCCCAAGUGGGCAAAGUCAAGAUGGCUGCUUAUAUUUUUAUUAAUUCUCCAUUCAGUGUGAGGAGAAGCUCAGUUUUUUAAUUGUCUCCAUGAAGUCUCUUUUGUGACAAAAGAUAAGGGCCAUUUUGGGCCAGGAGGCAGACGCAGCCUCCACAUCCAACCCUUUGAUUUAACCCAUUACCAAGAAGAAGACAACAAAACAACUCCAUCAGUUUUCAAGAUGGGACUCUUCUUCAACCCCUUUGAUAACCUGCUGUGUAUCCUGCUGGGUAUCUCCUUCACGGUGUGGUUCACCCUGCUGCUGGUUUUCAUCAUUGUGCCAGCCAUUUUUGGAGUGUCGUUUGGGAUUCGUCGUCUUUAUAUGAAAACCUUGUUAAAGAUCUUUGAGUGGGCAACACUUAGAAUAGAAAGAGGAGCAAAAGAAAAGAACCACCUCCUGUACAAACCAUACUCGAAUGCUAUCAUUGCUAAGGAGCCCACUUCUUUGGAGGAGGAGAUUAAGGAGAUCCGGCGGAGUGGUAGCAACAAAGACUUGGACUCAGCCCCUGAGUUUGAGAUGUCUGACAUCUUCUAUUUUGCACGACGAGGGGUGGAGAGCAUCAUGGAUGAUGAGGUGACCAAGCGGUUUUCUGCUGAGGAGUUGGAGUCCUGGAACCUCCUGACCCGCAGCAACUAUAACUUCCACUAUAUCAGCCUGAGGCUGACUGUCCUAUGGGGGCUGGGCCUCCUGAUCCGCUAUGGCUUCCUGCUGCCGCUAAGGGUAACUCUUGCUUUCACUGGUGUAGGCCUCCUCGUGUUUCUCACUUCUGUAAUUGGACUGCUGCCAAAUGGACGGAUAAAAAAUUUCCUGAGCCAGAAAGUACAUUUAAUGUGCUACAGAAUAUGUGUCCGAGCCCUGACUGCCAUCAUAACCUAUCAUGACAGGGAAAAUAAACCCAAGAAUGGAGGCAUCUGUGUCGCAAACCACACCUCCCCAAUUGAUGUUAUCAUCCUGGCCAGUGAUGGGUGCUAUGCCAUGGUUGGACAAAUUCAUGGUGGCUUGAUGGGGGUCAUUCAGCGAUCCAUGGUCAAAGCUUGCCCACACAUUUGGUUUGAACGUUCAGAAGUUAAAGACAGACAUCUAGUGGCCAAAAGACUGAAUGACCAUGUAGAUGAUAAAACGAAACUGCCUAUUCUCAUUUUCCCAGAAGGUACCUGUAUAAAUAACACGUCUGUAAUGAUGUUUAAGAAGGGCAGCUUUGAAAUUGGUACCACAGUCUACCCUGUGGCCAUCAAGUAUGAUCCCCGAUUUGGAGAUGCAUUCUGGAAUAGCAGCAAAUUUGGGAUGGUCAACUACCUUUUACGAAUGAUGAGCAGCUGGGCCAUCGUCUGCAGCGUGUGGUACCUUCCUCCUAUGUCUAGAGAGGAGGGAGAGGAUGCCGUACAGUUUGCCAAUCGUGUCAAAGCAGCCAUAGCCAGGCAAGGUGGACUGGUUGACCUCUUGUGGGAUGGAGGACUAAAGAGAGGAAAGGUAAAAGAUACCUUUAAAGAAGAGCAGCAGAAGCUAUACAGUAAAAUGUUGGUGGGAACCCAAGAGGACCGCAGCCGCUCCUGAAGGGCCUUCAUGGAAGUGGACUGGCUCAGACUCAAAACUAACCAUCUCUGACUAAAUGGACGGUCAGCAGUGGUCCCUCCCUGUUGGAGUAGCUGGACAGGAAAAUUCUCUUACUGAGGUCAACAGUUCUCCACUCCACCUCGGUCACAGCUUCAGCCUGGCUUAUGUUGCAUCGCUGUUAUGGGGUCUGUGGCCCUCGUUGGAAUAGUUUGACUGAAGCCUUGCUUGCAUUCGAAGUAGAAAGACGGUGUGUUCACAGAAAGUCUUGCUUGGUGGCAGUUUUUUGAGGGAGAACUUGUAUGAUCACCCGUCAAUGAAUUCCUGUCUUUGUUUGAUAGUUGCAUCUUUGAUUUUAAAGACCUUGCUCAAUGUUUGUCACACUGUGUUUAAGUUACAGAUUGGAUCACACCUGAAAUGUAGAAGUUAUUGUAGAUUAAAAAAAAAAUAAUCUAGUUAUUUCUAAAUUCAAAACCUGUGAGGACUGAGUUGGGGCUUUUCAUAACGGAUUAGUACAUAAUAUAAAGAGCAAAAUGCCAUUCUUGCAUUUUACAGAUAUAUACAUUUCAGAUAUUUUUAUGGUGUUUUUCCAGGAAAAAGAAAAUUUUACAAUCUUUGGAGAUUUGUGUUUUACAUUAAUACUUGUAUCAACAAGUUGUCAUUUAAGGAGUUGCGUUACAGACAAGUUCUUGGUAUGGUGUUUCAUUUCUGUGUUUCCAUGGAAUGUGUAAACCUUCACAUAAUGAAAUGGAAAUUGCAUCAAAACUUACUUGAAUGGAGGUGUAUCUAUAAAGUAGACACUCCUCUUCAAUAAUAAUGCAGCAUAACUGGAAUAAAGGUGAUUUCAGUUCCUUCAUACUGCUUAAAACCUCCCAAUGAAAUGCUUUAUCUUAAGGCUCAUGGCACACUGGUAGCAUCAUGGGAUAAUGACCAUCUGAUCUGGUCUUCUUACUGAAACCUGAUUAUAAAUGGCGACCAUUUGACACUUAUUCUUACUAAUACACUUACAGAUGUGUGUAUUGGCUUCCUGCUUGUGCAAUUACUGUCCUGUCUUGUUUAUUUAAAGUGAACUCUAAACCCCAAGGUUUUUCUUUACCUCUCAUUAGACAUUUCUCCUACUUGGCAGCCUCAAGGAGGUGUCAAGGACAUACUGCAGCUGUUUGAAUUUUGCUUUAGGUAUGACCUGAAGCGACUUGGUGGCCAGCGCAACAGGGUUCUAUGAAACCCUCAUCUCAGUUGUUUGAUGUUAUCAGGGAUAGUCGUUUAGAUUGUGACAAAUCAGUUCAUAAAAAUAAAUGUUCAAGAAUGACACUA
Cololabis saira (Pacific saury) is the source of this 3270-nucleotide messenger RNA. Its product is annotated as glycerol-3-phosphate acyltransferase 4. Gene Ontology annotation, biological process: triglyceride biosynthetic process. Gene Ontology annotation, cellular component: endoplasmic reticulum. The transcript has 13 exons. Bases 586 to 1959 code for a protein of 457 amino acids. Gene Ontology annotation, molecular function: glycerol-3-phosphate O-acyltransferase activity. The record is from RefSeq and is a predicted model, not a curated record. NCBI's taxonomy places the organism in Eukaryota, Metazoa, Chordata, Actinopteri, Beloniformes, Belonidae.